This is a messenger RNA of Mycetomoellerius zeteki, 2021 nucleotides long. RefSeq names its product basement membrane-specific heparan sulfate proteoglycan core protein. The record is from RefSeq and is a predicted model, not a curated record. Lineage: Eukaryota; Metazoa; Arthropoda; Insecta; Hymenoptera; Formicidae. Gene Ontology annotation, biological process: synapse organization. The transcript is spliced from 8 exons. The coding region runs from base 66 to 989 and encodes 307 amino acids. Gene Ontology annotation, cellular component: neuron projection membrane.
UGUGCACUUCAGAGAGAAGAGGAGCGCGACUUCUUCGAAGGAUUUCCAUGGAAUAGCUAUUCACAAUGACCAGUAUGAAGUUUUUUCGCGUCAUCCUGGCGCUUCUGGGAGGCACGCAGGCUUUGUACGCACAACCAUCGGCGUCUCCAACUGUGAAAACCGGUGGUUCCAGUAUCGCCAGCGUAGUAGCAGGUAGCAAGCCGACGAGAUCCUGGGACAAACCUCAAUUCGACGAUAUUGCACCGCGAAAUAUCACUGCCAUCGUCGGUCAGACGGCGGAGCUGAAUUGUUAUGUCAAGCAUCCGGGCGACCGUGUGAUUUCCUGGAUACGUAAGAGGGAUUUGCAUAUUCUGACGUCAUCGAUCCUCGCUUACACGGGGGACGCAAGAUUUUCCGUUAAGCAUCCCGAAUCAUCCGACGAAUGGACGCUGAGGAUCGAGUACAUCCAACCACGGGACGCCGGGAUUUAUGAAUGCCAGGUUAACACCGAGCCCAAAAUGAACUUAGCCUUCAUGUUAAAAGUCGAAGAAAGUGCCCCUGUCCCUGCCAUCACCACACCAAACGCCAUUCACCGGACGUUCAACUCAGCUGCUCAGGCGACGAUCCUGGGGCCGGAAGACGUCUACGUGAAGAAGGGUAGCACGAUAAGCCUCACGUGCGAAGUGAAUGUGCGAAGUACACCUCCUAGUAGCGUUACUUGGUAUCAAGGAGGAGCCGUGCUAGAUUUUGACAGUCCCAGGGGCGGCAUUUCCCUGGAGACGGAGAAAACGGAUACCGGGACGACAAGCAGACUACUGGUGACACAAGCCAGAUUGACCGACAGCGGAAAUUACACCUGCGUCCCUAGCAACGCGAAUCCAGCGAGCGUAAUGGUCCACGUGCUGAAUGGUGAACAUCCGGCGGCUAUGCAGCAUGGUGGCAGCUGCGGCAUGGCUCCGACCAUUCUACUUGCCAGCAUCACCCUCAUAAUUGCGAACCUGUUAAGGUGAGCAGCCGCGUCGUGAAUCGCGCAUCUUAAAAACAAAAAGAAAGAAAGUGAAACGUGUCAAAGAUCGGGAGAGACAACGUCCAAAGUGAACGCAGCGAUCGACGGUCGCGGAACGGUACACGCUCGGAAAAAUCGUUCGGCCGACCGCGAUAGAUCGCUUUAGUUUACGCUUCGCUGUCACGCUGCGUGUAUCCAUUCGUUGAGUGCUCGGAACCGACGACAAGAGAAUCACAGUGUGGACCGAAGUGCAGUGGACCAAAGCUCUGUGAAGGACGCAGUGAUGUGGCGGACGAUCUUUAGCACGUACGUUUUUAACACGAAAAUCUUUCAUAGACUCUCCAUUCUUUUGUAUAAAAUCGUGUUAAAUGCAUCGUGGCAAAAAUGCCGAAUCAUUCUCAACAUCCCUAGUAGUAUGAUUGAACGUUCGCCAAAAGAACUUUCCUGCAUUUGUGCUUUUUGUAUAACUAAAUCGGCAUGUUGUCCGUGCCUCAACGAAUAUGCGUGGACUGUCUAAUGAUAAAACUGCUCAUCUCGUCAUUUCGUUGCGAGAACUCUAUUAGAAUUUGUAUUUUAACUAAUUUAAUAAUGGCCUCGUAGUAUUCUACGUCGACCGAUAGAACGACGCCGUAUUUGGAAAGAUCGGAUUGAUUGCAUGAUCUGUUGCUAAUGCUUUCGAACCGAGUAUCGAUGGCUGGAUCCGUUCGAUGGCUAUGAAAUAAUUAUUACAUGAAUCGGAAUUUAUAAUCUAACGAUUAUUAUCAACUAGUUGAGUAAUAAUUAUCACAUAAUUAAGAAUCUUGUACAUAAAACGAGUAAUGAGCAGGUAGAAUUUGCCGUGACCUUGUACAGUACAAUGUACGUGCGAGAAUUGCCACGUGAUCGAUAAUUGUUUCUCGUCAUUCGAUCUGGGCAGUAUUGUGUAUAUAGCUUAUAUCAUUGGUUACGAUAUAAUUGUAUGGUAUACAUACAAUCGUAUAUUUGCAAAUAUUCUAACUAAACCUUGUGCCUCGGGCACAAUUCAGCAUCUCGAACG